AUGCAACAGAUGGAACUUACCCAUCGGGUAAGCAUAUCGCCCGAGUUCUUUGGGCCUGGUUUGAUGGAAGAAGUACAGCGCCGCCUGCGUACCGAGCAUCCAAACUGUGUCAUCAAUCCAUACCAUCUUCCAAGCCCCUCACCAUUAGGAUACAUCGUUGCUGUGCUGUCCAUCACAUCGAUAAGCAGAGGCGUGUUGGUACCCACCUUUGGACAUGCCGAUUUUGAUAUUUCCUACAGGGCGAUUGUACUUAAACCAUUCAAGGGUGAGGUAGUGGAUGCCAUUGUUGCCUCCGUGACAAAGAUGGGAUUUUUUGCAGAGACAGGCCCGCUGCAAAUCUUUGUCUCUGCACAUCUAAUCCCGCCAGAUUUAUCGUUUGACGCCAAUUCGCUUCCAGCUUGUUUUAUCUCGGAAGACCAAAGCCAGCGAAUUUCACCAGAAGACCUGAUCCGCCUCAAAAUCGUCGGCCUGAAGCUGGAUGCCACCGAAAUAUUUGCCAUUGGUACCAUCAAGGAGGACUAUCUUGGUUGGAUUGGUUAG
Mitosporidium daphniae is the source of this 540-nucleotide messenger RNA. RefSeq lists its product as uncharacterized. The record is from RefSeq and is a predicted model, not a curated record. The transcript is spliced from 5 exons. Gene Ontology annotation, molecular function: translation initiation factor binding; single-stranded RNA binding; single-stranded DNA binding. Gene Ontology annotation, cellular component: RNA polymerase II, core complex; P-body. Gene Ontology annotation, biological process: transcription initiation at RNA polymerase II promoter; positive regulation of nuclear-transcribed mRNA poly(A) tail shortening; positive regulation of translational initiation. Bases 1 to 540 code for a protein of 179 amino acids. NCBI's taxonomy places the organism in Eukaryota, Fungi, Microsporidia.